AUGGCCGGCCCAAAUUUGGUCACCGCCCUCCGCGGCUUCAAGAUCCGCACUUCGACGCUCGACAAGUUCCUGAUCGCCCAUGGCAAGCCCCACGGAACAAACUCCGGUACCAUCCCACCAAUCUACAAGUACGAUGACAACGGAAACGCUACCGAUGAGAUCUCGGAGGUUCUGCGUGCACAGAUAGAAGCGGUCGCCGGGAAGAGCAGCAGUCCCGCCACUGUCCUGCUCGUGAUGCCGUCUGUUGAGGGCCACGACCCCUCCUCCUGGGCUUAUGUAGCCUACAGCUACGCACAAGUUUACGCCCAGCGCCACAUAACCCCUCAAGACCCUUCAGAGCAGAUGCCCCAAGGGUUUGAAGAGCUGAGGCAGGAUGUGCUCAAGUACAGCUCGAGUUCAGAGGAGAAUGACGAAGGCUUGGUGGGUCUUUUUGUCGUCAUCACGGAGGCCCGGGCAGGUCCAACUCCACCAGAGCUCCUAGAACGUGAUCAGAAUUAG
Molecule: messenger RNA, 498 nt
Organism: Diaporthe citri
Lineage: Eukaryota; Fungi; Ascomycota; Sordariomycetes; Diaporthales; Diaporthaceae
Exons: 2
Coding region: 1-498 (165 amino acids)
Source: RefSeq, a predicted model, not a curated record